Molecule: messenger RNA, 2194 nt
Organism: Pseudogymnoascus destructans
Lineage: Eukaryota; Fungi; Ascomycota; Leotiomycetes; Thelebolales; Thelebolaceae
Exons: 5
Coding region: 189-1916 (575 amino acids)
Biological process (GO): DNA-templated transcription; regulation of DNA-templated transcription
Cellular component (GO): nucleus
Molecular function (GO): zinc ion binding; DNA binding; DNA-binding transcription factor activity, RNA polymerase II-specific
Source: RefSeq, a predicted model, not a curated record
CACAGCAAGAAUGACAUGAAGACAUUCGGGCCGCUAAAAGAGUCUCUACAACCUCGUAUCUUUCUCAAGAACCUGUGUAGCUUAUUGUCCAGGGCAAAAAGCGCCUCUGUGAAUCCUAUCCGACCUUGCCAUCCCAUUAUAUUUGAAGCACGGUGGGUGCGGCCGCAUGGUCUAGAUAGACGGAUAGGAUGCCCUCAAACAUGGCAUAUGCCACGCAUGAUGUCAAUAGCAGCAAUGGCGAUACAUUGUCUGCCCCAAAAGCAUCACAGGCAUGCCUCUCUUGCAGGAGGCAGAAGCGUCGAUGUGAUAAAAAGAUGCCAGCUUGCUCCCUGUGCGAACGCAUGAAUAGGGCAUGCGACUAUUCUGAUGCAUCACCAGCACCGACGUCUGACGAUUUUAAUAUCCUACAGCAGCGGGUGCUUGAACUGGAAGGGCGGCUACUAGGUGCUGCUGCUGGGAAUGGUUCGGGUCAUGGACAAAGCUACCUGCACACACCUGCCAGUACCAUAUCGACGUUGAGCGCAGGUGUCCAACAGCCACCCACGCCCGCUUAUACCCCUAGCCCGUCAUAUCAGCAGGUGCACAAUAGGUUCCCCGCUAUUGCUUUCUUGGAGGCGGAGAGUUUCACCCGUGGGCGCAUAGAAGCUCCCAGUGCCCAAAUACCAUUAGAAGUCCUAGAACUCCUUGGCGAUGGUUCCGCUGUCCAGACUGUUAUCAGGGACUACUUUGAUACAGUGCAUACUUGGAUGCCAAUUAUAUCCAAAAAGCGCUUCGCAAGAAAUAUGCUCAACCCUAUGUGGGAAGCUGGACCAGAUUUAGCCCUUCUUUUCCUUUGUAUGAAAUUGAUAGCUCCACGUCCCCAGGAUGACCCGGAAAAUAUAUAUAACCCUAUAUAUGCCGCCGCCAAACGGUUCAUAUCUUCCUUGGAGGCCAGUGGGAUAGUAUCACUCGUGGUGCUCCAAGCAUAUAUUCUUGUGGCACUAUAUGAGUUGGGACACUCUAUAUACCCAGCUGCGUGGAUGACCGUCGGUUCCUGUGCUAGAUAUGGCCAGGUUCUUGGCGUCCACGACUCUGAGCGAGCUCCCCAACUUCUAUCUCUCGUGUCCUCGUGGACAGAGCUGGAAGAGAGGAGGCGCUCUUGGUGGGGUGUCAUUAUUCUCGACAGGGUGAUUUCCAUUGGAAGCAAAGGGCGGGUUUUGGCUUGCGAAGAUCCUCGCGAUAUAGCAGCAUUACCGGCGACAACCUCGGCUUGGGAUGAAGGGCAAAUUGCAUCUCAGAAUCCGCCGAGCGUAUCUUCACCUAUGUCCGACCCACUCUGUCCAUUUGCUCGCCUUUGCCAGGCAUCCCGACUACUAGGUAAGGUACUUCGCCAUCACAGCCAGCGGGAUAUGCAAGAGACGGAGCGCUUCCAACAGGCUUCAGAUCUCUACCUAGAGAUAUCUGACCUUGCACGCAUAUUGGUCCACCAAGCCGCCAUGUCACAAGAAUACCUAGGUUUUUCCACGCCUAUGUCCGUAUGCUUCAGUGCACUUUGCGCCUUAUGCGAUCCAUAUGCCUGCCAUGUCUCAGGAGAUAAACCUACCACUCCAGAAGAAGGCAAAAUGCAGACUCAAGCAGUCGAUGGGCUGAAAACGGUUUCAAGCAGCAUCAAGGAGUUUUUAGACCAUCUGGUUUCGCAAACAACAAAUCACCUCGACAUUGAACGGGUGAGCCCCUUUGUCAUGGAGACCUUGUACACCGCAGGUGCCAACUUUGCAUGGGAUGUGAGAGAAAGCGGCAAUAAAAGCUCCCAGGAGUCCCUGGACUCUAUCCGACAGAGCCUAGGGAGGUUUAGUGGAAAAUGGAAGUGCUCCCAGGCAUAUCUACGGAUACUAGAGGCCCAAGAGUUUACCUAUGUUGCUGUUGCAAGCGGAUGAGCUACAGGUGCCAGCUCAGGGGUGGCAAGAUGCUAUGCUAUGCCCAUAAACUGUUGUGUAUUGACAAUGGGUUGCUUCAUAACAAUAACCAGCGCCACUUAGAUGAGCAUUUGGCCAGGAAACGGGCCAUAUCCCAGCAAAAGUGUUGUAAAUAAUAAAACUGACGCAUGCAUGCAUACUUGCACCAAGUGUAUAGGAUAUAGGAACAUGCUGUCUAAAUCCGCACAUAAUGCAAGACAUUUGCAGAUACUGUUAUUUAAAUAAAAUACUACUAGAAG